AUGCGCGGAGAGCCGCCUCCCACCGCCCCGCGCGGCGGGACGGGUCUGGAAAGGGGCCAGGGGCGCGGCGCCGGGCGGGACCGGUCGGGGUCGAUGGGGCGGAAGGGGGAGAAGGCGGCCAGGGACAAGCUGGCCAGCCUGGCCCCGGUGUGCGAGGAGGAACCCAAAAACCCAGAGGAGUACCAGUGCUCGGGGAUCCUGGAGCAGGACUUCGCGGAGCUCUGCGGCUUGACCGGCUACUCCGACUUCCCCAGGGUGGUCCCCCGCCCCCACCCCACCGUCCCCCCGGGGCUGGACCGCCCAGGACCUUCCGAGGAGCUGGAUUCCCCGGGGACGACCCUCUCCCGGAUCCAGACCAAAUACGCCUUCUUCCGGCCCUGCAUCCAGAUUGAGCAGGAGCAGGACGACCCCAGGACCGCGCGGGAGAUCUUCAUCCGGGGGUGGAAGGUGGAAGAGCGCAUGUUCGGGGUGUUCAGCAAGUGUCUGCCCGCGCUGAGCCAGCUGCAGGCCAUCCACCUGUGGAAGGCGGGUCUCACCGAGGAGACCCUGGGAUCCUUCGUCGCCCUGCUGCUCCGCUGCUCCACCGUCAAGACGGUGUCGCUGGAGGGGAACCCGCUGCCCGACCAGUCCUUCCACCGGCUGCUGGCCGACGACACCAACCUGCAGCACGUGUCCCUGCGGAACAACGCGCUGAGCGAGCGGGGCGCGCUGCUGCUGGGCCGGGCGCUGGCCUCGCCGCGGGCCUCCAACCGCACCCUCGUCUCCCUCAACCUCGGCUACAACCGCAUCGGCGACGCCGGCGCCGCCCACCUCGCCCAGGCUCUGCGGCUCAACCGGUCCCUGCUGUCCCUGUCCCUGGCGCACAACGGCAUCGGGGACGCGGGGGCGCUCCGCCUCGCCCAGGUCCUGCACCCCUUCCAGCUGACCCACGCCGAGGUGGUGGAGCGGCGGAGGCUCUUGCUGGACAAGGAGACUCGGGACCGGCUGCGCUCGGCCCCGUCCUCCCGCCUCUCGGACCCCAGGAGCGACCGGGGGAUGUUGGGCCUCAGCAGCACGACCGUCGACAAGGUGGAGAGGAUGCAGGCCGCUAAAGCCGCCAAGAACGCGGCCAAGAAGAAGGAGAAGGACGGGAGCAAGAAGGAGGAGAGGCCGGGCCCCGUGCCGUCCCCCAUGCAGACCGCCGUCAAGAAGGACGACGCCAAGGCCCCCAGAGGGAAGGCGACCACGCCGGACCCCAAGCCGGGGAGGACGAAAGGGACCAAGACGGGCGCCCGGGAAAAACGCUACCUGCCCCCGGAGAACGAGCCCCCCGCCGAAGUCACGGAGACGGUCAACCCGCUGCUGGAGCCCGCCGACCACCGGGACGGCAAAGUCUUCCUGCCGGGAAACCUGGUCCUGCUGCAUCUCAACCUGCUGCGAAACGACAUCACGGAGGAGGGGCUCAGGGGCUUCCUGGCGGCCGUCACCUACCAGGUGCAGAACGGGCAGCGGGGGCAGGCGGCCAAAGGCACCUCGGGGCUGCUGCGGCUGGGGCUGGGGAAAAACAAUUUCCUCCCUACCUGCGAGACCUAUCUGAGACUCCAGGAGCUGAUGCUGGCCCGGGACCCCGUCUUCAAGCCCGGGGACGAGGAGGGGGCGGCGGCCGCCCCUCCGCCGCGACCCUCCCCCCAAUAAACCGGCGCCCGGCGCCGUCGGAUUGA
Molecule: messenger RNA, 1700 nt
Organism: Ornithorhynchus anatinus (platypus)
Lineage: Eukaryota; Metazoa; Chordata; Mammalia; Monotremata; Ornithorhynchidae
Gene: LRRC71
Product: leucine rich repeat containing 71
Exons: 16
Coding region: 1-1674 (557 amino acids)
Molecular function (GO): protein binding
Source: RefSeq, a predicted model, not a curated record